GUUGGGCUGCGAUCGGCCCCGCAGGCGGAGCCGAGCCGCCCCGUCAAGCUUGGCGAGCCGGCGGGCGCCGCUGCUGCUGCCUUGGGGGCCGCGGACGCGGCGGAGCGGGCGGAGGCCGCCUCGGGCGAGGCCGGCGCCGCGUGCGAGAAGGCGGGCGCCCGCCUCGACCUGCUCGAGGCCCGCGUCGCGGAGUGCACCGAGGUGCUCAGGGCGCGGGCGGCCGCUCCUGAGCCUCCGCCACCGCCGCCCACCGAGCCCACGGCGGCUGCCUGGGCCGCGAUCUCGGCGGGCGGCGCGAUGGCGAUGGCCCUGCAGCUGCUGGGCGCAGGCCGGGAGUCGUACUUCACCCAGGACGGCCAGCCCGUCGCGGCGGCGGAGUGGUGCGGUAAGCUGCUCUCGGGCCUCCACGCUGCGAUCUUCUUGUCGGGCGACCCUGACUAUUGGCACGAGCGGAUCCUGUUGUGGCCUGCCAGUGCUGACCUGCCCCCUCGGAGAUGGUUCGUGGCCACGCCCGACGGCGACGUGUACGCCGAGCCGAUCAGGGCGGGCAUGGGCUGGGGUUCUCGCGUCGUCAUUUUGGACUCCUCGGCCAGCAAUGCGGUCAUCCCUGCGGGAACGCGGUAUGCCUUCGAGCCGUUGCCGAGCGAUGGCGACCUCGCUCAGUACGUCACCGAGGCCAUAGAGGAGGCAGCGCUGGACGGGUUUCGCAUCGCCUCCCAGGACGAGCUAAAGUACCUUCGACGUGACGGACAGGAGGUGCUGCUGGGGGACCUGGUGCCACCCCCGCCCCCGUUGCAGGCGGCCGACCUCUUGGCGGAUGUGCCUCCGAGUGAUCACGGGGUCCCACCUGCCUUAGGAGACACGGCUCAGCCUGUGCAAGGGACGGGCACGCCACGCGGCCGCCACGUGCCCGAGCAUGGGCGCGUCUGGGUCAGCCUCGAGACGGUGCCUGGCCAGAUCGCCCGCGAUGACGAGGUGAAGCUCAGCGAGUCCGCCUUGAUCGAUGACGACCGCGCCAUCCAUGUCCUGCCCAGCGGUAAGCGCAUUGCCGCGCGGUUGGCCGACCUUCCCGUGGAGCCGCUGCUUAACGAGUCGGAGUUGGGAGAUGCCAGAACGCUCGGGCCGUUGCGCUACGACUCCCAUGGGCAGCGCCAUCUGGACUAUCGCACGGGUGUUUUGGAGCUCCGCGAGGAGGCCUUGGACGCGUUCCCGCUGAAGGGUGAGCGAUCGUUCUCGUGGCUCCAGCGGCACAUCACCGAGCACGGCGGCACGCCCGACGGCCGGCGCACCAAGUACCUCACGGAGGAGUCUCUGCAGCCCGACAACACGGCGGGCCACCUCCACGACUUGCCGGGGCUUUCCAUGUUCUGGAGCGCGGUGUACGACCAGGUAGACGGGUCCAACUUGGCAUGCAUGGAGGUGGUCGCCAGAUGCUACCAACUAGUGGGGGAGGCGAAGGGCCCCAUGCGUACCGAGGGCCUUGAGUACUACACCGGGCGCGACCAGGGCGGCGCCACUCGGCGCGGCAUCGCCGCGGCGCCAGGGCUGGCGCGCCACGCGACCGAUACGUUGUCAAAGGAGGUGGAGAUCGCCAAGCAGCGCCGCAAGUUCAGGGGGGAGCAGGCGGCGAAACGCGGCGAGGGCAGCCACAACAACAGCAAGCACAAGGGCAAGGACAAGGACAAGCCGAACAAGGAUAGUUCGCCAACGGGGUGA
Molecule: messenger RNA, 1716 nt
Organism: Prorocentrum cordatum
Lineage: Eukaryota; Dinophyceae; Prorocentrales; Prorocentraceae
Source: the annotation of a GenBank genome assembly